AUGGCGGCGAGGCGAUCCGCGCCGCCAUCACCGCCAGUUGGAGCGAUUGGCCAGCGCAGCCUUGACCGAUCGAGGCGUUCAGAAGCCAUCGGCCACGGUCCAUUUUGUCUGGCAUUCUUCAGCUUCCGUGCGGAAUCGGGCACUGUGCCCCCCAGCAUCCGCGCGACCGGCGCAGUCUGGUCAGCAGCCCAGUGCCGGAUCAUCUCAGAAAACAGAUGUCGCAGCUGCCUGAUCGCCCGCUUCAGAGUUGAGCGCGCCGUGACCGCCCCGGGCUUGUGGCAGUGGAAGACGCCGGUGCGACCCGCAUCGCGCCGGUGCAGCAACGCGGUCGUCCGCGCCACGCCUGCUUUCGAGCAGGGGCCAAGCCCCCCUGCGUCACCUUGUUCAUCAAGGGCACAUGGUCGUUUUCUCCGACAGCACGCCCACUCCAAGUGGCUGAUCCCGUCCGAGAAGCUGUUCGAUUAUAGGCGCAUCGACACCAUCGCGAGCGUCUCACCGGUGCGGCAGUCGAGCACCACCGCCAUCCCGGAAUUGGUGCCGAGCCGGCGCCCCGUCCUUGCCCAGCUUGAAGCCGGGGGUGACGAGCAGCUGGUCGGGGUUUCCUUUGAACUGCUCUGGCGGGUGGCGUACCGACAUAGCCGGUUAGAUGCGACCGCCGGUCCACAGCGGGAUAGAAGCGCGCAAAAAGCCGCGCGUCGGCUGCACGCCCGGCACCGGCAGUUGCACGCCAUCGCGGCGAAAUCGGUCCCCAGUCCAGCUGCCGUCGAAGCGACCUGCACCGGCUGGAAACCCGGCGGCAUGUUCGGAGGAUCUGGCGGAGCAGGGCCGAGCACUGGUCCUUGUCCUCCAGCCGGUCGGGAUGAUGUCGACGCGGAAAUCGGUGCGAUUGUUGGCGAUGGAAGCCUGCCGAUCGAGAUCAGCCAGCCGCGACGCGGCGAUCAUCGUCGUGUUGACCUGCUGCUUUCGGUGUUAGAGAUUGUACUUUCGUUCUGCGCGAUCGAUAAAGCCACAGUGCCAUGCGGCCGGCCAGCAUCAGGCCGACGGCUCCUGCGCCGCGCCAGCACGAAGGCGCGCCGUGAGAAGCUAUAG
This is a messenger RNA of Acanthosepion pharaonis, 1089 nucleotides long. Lineage: Eukaryota; Metazoa; Mollusca; Cephalopoda; Sepiida; Sepiidae. The record is from the annotation of a GenBank genome assembly.